Pecten maximus is the source of this 1967-nucleotide messenger RNA. RefSeq names its product 1-deoxypentalenic acid 11-beta-hydroxylase-like. NCBI's taxonomy places the organism in Eukaryota, Metazoa, Mollusca, Bivalvia, Pectinida, Pectinidae. The transcript is spliced from 10 exons. Bases 122 to 1237 code for a protein of 371 amino acids. The record is from RefSeq and is a predicted model, not a curated record.
GCGUGAUUUAGUGAUGUACGAUAAACAUUACUACUUGACCUAUGACUUACAUGGCGGGCGUCGUCGUUGAAACGUUGAGUGGUACAUCGAAGGUAUUUAACAAAAGGGUGUUUAAACCAACAUGGCGAAGAUUCCCAUUAAACCUGUUCUAGCCGGAUAUACUGGAGAGGAGUAUGCAGAUGUGUUUGACAAACGGGCCAUGCCAAAACCUACAACAGAACUUAAAGUAGGACAGCUAUCAGAAGAAGACGUCAGGAAGUUUUUUGAAGACGGAUAUAUACUUGUAAAGGAUGUAUUUCGGAAGGAGACUCUGGAAGCCUGCAAGGCAGCUAUUAACGAAAUGGUUGAGGAUCUGGCUCAAAGUUUAUAUAAAGCAGGAAAGAUCACAGAUUUGUGUAGAAACUCUGGGUUCCCUAAUAGAUUGAUCCAGCUAGAAAAACAGUUCGCCGGAACAAGUAUCCUGUUUAUAAAGCAGGCCCGACUGAUGCGAGCAUUUAAGGACCUGUGGACGGACGAAGUCUUACUGAACAUAAUAGAACAGCUGAUCGGACCCGACAUAGCCGGCCAUCCGGUAUGGAAUCUCCGUGCAAAAAUACCCAGAGAUGAAGCUACAACAGUUCCAUGGCACCAAGAUAGUGGAUACCUGGACACAAAUAGUUAUCGCGUGCUACAGCCGACAGCUUGGAUACCAUUCGUGGAUACUACUGAAAGUAACGGUUGUUUGCAAAUUAUGAAGGGUGGCCACAAAUCCGGGAAGGUUGCCACACACCAGUGUUGUCAUGGCGGCACGUGGUAUGUUAUGUUAGAGGAGGAAGAGAUGGAGAAAACAUUAGGUAUUGACGUGAUGACAGACCUCCGGACCUGUCCAGUCCCUUUAGGAAGUAUGCUUCUGUUCAAUAAUCUAAUACCUCACAGAAGUUUAAACAACGUCUCGGACCACAUUCGCUGGAGUGUAGACUUACGCUGGCAGAACCCACACCAUCCCUAUGGAUAUUACGACCUCAAGGAAGGGGUCGUCUUCCGGACGAAGGACAAUCCAAACCCUGUAGUGGACUGGGAUAAAUUCGAAGGAGUGGACAGAUUCCAGAUCACUGCUGAUGCUGUUAAAGACAAACCACAGGACGAAAAGGACGCGGAGUUUGACACCUCAAUACAAGGACCUUGGAUGAAGAAAUGGGAAAUCGUCCAUAUGAAUCAACAUGUGCUUAAAAUGCAGAGUGAAGAAAAAUCCGCAUAAAGGCCUAGUCACAAAGGGAGACAAAUAAAAUCGUUUCCUAUGUUUUGUUAACUGAACAAUUGAAAGGUAAAAUGUGAAUACGGAUCAAUGUUUAAUCUAGGUCUAGUCACGAAACAAUAAACAUAAAUGUAAACGUGAAUUUGUUUUGUUUAACCUGGCUAGUCACACAAGCCGAAACCACAAAUACAUUAAUGCUACAAUUUAAUAUUAAUUGAAAUAAUUACCCUUAAUCUUUUUGUUUUUAUUCAUGAAAAUUUUGUUGAAAUCUAAAAUUUGGUACUUUACAGAUAUAGGCUGGUAUUUUAACUGAAUUUAGAAUUAAAUACCGGUACUUUGAAUAUAUGAUAUAUACAGAUGUUUUUAACACCUAAAUACAGGUAGUUAAUGAAUAGCCAAAAGGUAAAUUUAUACUUUUAAUAUGUAGAUUUUACAAAUCUUUAAAGGCUAAUAAAGACUGACUGGUGAAACAAGAAAAAAAAAAUUGAUAUUUUUCAAUAGCGAAAAAUACAACUUUUCUGGUAUUUUUCACUAGUGAAAAUAUCACUUUUAUAGAUGAAGAAUUUUUCAAUAGUUCACUGGUUAAAAUAAAUCGAACUAUUAUUCUUUUGUACGUCUCCAUCCAGAUUCUGUCUUUUCUUCCAUUUAUUUUGAAUUUCGACAGUCACCACCUAUGGGUAUCUACGUUUAGGUACUUCGUGAAACUGAGUCUUAGUCGGACGAAAAAUAUGCA